Juglans microcarpa x Juglans regia is the source of this 2007-nucleotide messenger RNA. RefSeq names its product sucrose transport protein SUC4-like. Gene Ontology annotation, biological process: transmembrane transport; sucrose transport. Lineage: Eukaryota; Viridiplantae; Streptophyta; Magnoliopsida; Fagales; Juglandaceae. The transcript is spliced from 6 exons. Gene Ontology annotation, cellular component: vacuole; plasma membrane. The record is from RefSeq and is a predicted model, not a curated record. Bases 243 to 1739 code for a protein of 498 amino acids. Gene Ontology annotation, molecular function: sucrose:proton symporter activity.
UCCCCCGGAAAUUGAGGGUAAGAAAAAGGGCAGAUUUGUAAUUCGAAAAUCAUAACAGUCAAAGCUCCGAGGCGCGGUUCCGACCGGAUCAACAGCUCGGUGAAUCGUCCAGACUCCAAACCCGCCCUCCCUCUCUCCCGCUCUUCUUCAAUAAACAGUUACGGAGAUACAGAGUGAAACGAGAAAGUGAAACAAGCUGGAGUGAUCAGGCAGAGAGUGAGAUCGAGAAAACUGAGAUCAAAAUGGCGAUCCCUGAAACGGAACGCCAUCGGGGCAGGGCUCGACCGGCGGUUGUAGCUAGGGUUCCGUUGAGGCGCUUGCUGCGAGUGGCUUCCGUGGCGUGUGGGAUUCAGUUUGGGUGGGCCUUGCAGCUAUCUCUCCUCACUCCCUACGUGCAGGAGCUUGGUAUCCCUCACGCCUGGGCCAGCAUCAUAUGGCUGUGCGGCCCGCUCUCGGGCCUCCUCGUCCAGCCCCUUGUCGGCCACAUGAGCGAUCGAUGCACCAGCCGCUUCGGCCGUCGUCGGCCAUUUAUAUUCUCCGGGGCAGUGUUGAUCGCGGUCUCCGUCCUGAUCAUCGGACACUCGGCAGACAUCGGGUGGUUUCUAGGUGAUCGAGGCAACGUCAGGCCGAGAGCCGUGGGUGCUUUCGUGUUCGGAUUUUGGAUUCUGGAUGUGGCCAAUAACAUGACUCAGGGUCCUUGUAGAGCUCUGCUUGCUGAUCUCACUGGAAAGGAUCAUCGAAGGACUCGAGUGGCAAAUGCGUAUUUCUCUCUAUUUAUGGCUGUUGGUAAUGUUCUUGGCUUUGCCACUGGAUCAUACAAUGGCUGGUUCAAGAUUUUUCCAUUUACUUAUACAUCUGCAUGCAAUGCUAAUUGCGCAAAUCUCAAGUCUGCUUUUUUUAUUGACAUUGUAUUCAUUGCAAUUACCACGUAUAUAAGCAUAUCAGCUGCUCAGGAAGUGCCACUAGUUUCAAGUGACAGAUCCACCCCCAUUGUUGAAGAUGGGCCAGGAACGUCAGGUCAUGCUGAAGAAGCUUUCCUCUGGGAACUUUUUGGGACUUUUAGAUAUUUUUCGGGGCCUAUAUGGGUAAUCCUGCUUGUUACUGCUUUGAACUGGAUUGGAUGGUUUCCAUUUCUUCUUUUUGACACUGAUUGGAUGGGUCGAGAGAUUUAUGGUGGUGAGCCUAAUGAAGGGCCGAAUUAUAGUACUGGAGUUAGAAUGGGUGCACUUGGUCUGAUGCUGAAUUCAGUUAUUCUAGGAAUAACUUCGGUGCUCAUGGAGAAGCUGUGUAGGAAAUGGGGGGCUGGCUUUAUAUGGGGGAUUUCAAAUAUCCUCAUGGCUCUCUGCUUUAUUGCAAUGCUAGUACUUACCUUUGUGGCAAAGAGUGUUCACACUGAAGGCCAUGCUCUUCCUCCAGAUGGCAUUGUGAUUACUGCACUGCUGAUUUUUGCAAUUCUUGGCCUUCCUUUGGCGGUCACUUACAGCGUUCCGUAUGCCUUGAUAUCCACACGCAUUGAGUCUUUGGGACUUGGCCAAGGAUUAUCAAUGGGUGUCCUGAAUCUGGCAAUAGUGAUCCCACAGGUGGUGGUGUCCCUGGGAAGUGGACCAUGGGAUCAGCUAUUUGGUGGUGGAAAUUCUCCAGCCUUUGCUGUGGCAGCACUUGCAGCCUUUGCUAGUGGACUUACAGCCAUCUUAGCUAUUCCGCGAUCUGGUCCUCAGAAGCCCAGAGGCCUCACAUGAGUAGUGAGAAAGUCUGGACUGAAGGCGUGGAUCUCCAUUUACAAUGGGCAAUGGUGGACGUUCUACAUAAAUAAUUAACGAUGGAAAAUAGUCAUUUUUGAAGCACUAGGUUUUCAGACAUGCUUGAAAGCUGUCACCAAAUGCUGUGUGAGACAGGUUAUCUACAAUUAGUGGAGAAUUUCUUCUACAAAAAUGGAUUCCAACAUGGGAAAAUGUUGCUUUAUGGCUAAUUGCCUUGGAAAAGUAGGUGAAGCCUCAGCUCUGGAUU